UUUUGGCACAACCAACUGUCUCUCAACUCCACCUCUCGAAUCUCUACAUUCCAACAUGUUUGUAUUCUUCUACCUACUCUUAGCAUAUUUGAAGUUUGUCUUAUCCGAAUUUAACGCCACCGCUAGACCGCGCAAACCUAUUGUCCUUGAGCGAUCCGGUGGAUUUCAGAUCGGUGGGAAGAUUAUACAGAGCCCGUUCAACCCCAACUUUACACUUUCUUGCGACCAUGGGUACAUGGAGUACUUUGUCCCAUGGCGGCCUCGGAAGACGAGCUUGGUCAUGUGGCAUAGCUCAAGCACCCAAGUCUGGCAAAACCGCUGGGACUCAGGCCCAGGAUACAAAGACCUCUUCCUCCGCCGUAACUACCCCAUCUACCUCUGGGACGGACCCCGCGUAGGCCGCGCAAACUGGCCCUGCCAACCAACAUCUUACACGCCGUCCUACCAGGACCAAGCCAACUUCGCCGCCUGGAACUUCGGACCCCGGUACCCGCUCUGGUGGCCCGACGUGCAGUUCCCCGUCGCCGACGCGGCCGCCUGGCAGCACGCCACGAGCGCGCGCUACAUCGAGUACGACACAACUGCGAACGUGGAGCUCCAAGCUUCCGCUGCGGCUAUCGCGGCGGACUCGGGGAAAGUGGGGAAAGAGAUUGUGUAUUUGACGAAUUCUGCGGGCGGGCUGCGGGCUAUGCUCACUACUGCCAAAGCUAAUAACACGAAUAUCAAGGGGAUUGUGACGUACGAAAGCAUUGGGUACGUUUUUCCUGAUAACGUGAACGUCACCGCUGGAACAGGUGGGUUUGGCCCGGUUGUGGUGCCGGUGAAACAGUUUAAGAAGUUGGCGCAGUUGAAGGCUGUGCAGUUUGUUUGGGGAGAUCAUCGGGCUGCGAACUAUUCGUAUGUCGCGGAGUCGAGGAGGGUUGCUGAGCUGAUUAAUUCGUAUGGGGGGAAUGCGAGGGUGCUUAUGUUGGGUGAGGAAGGGUUGAAGGGGAGUACGCAUAUUCCGUUUGCGGAUUUGGAUAAUGAGAAGGUUGCGGGGUUAUUGGAUGGGUUUUUGGAGGAUGCCGGGUUGGAUGGGUAUGUGGACGAGGAUGCCGAGGAUUGGAGUGAUGAGGAUCGAUGA
Periconia digitata is the source of this 1123-nucleotide messenger RNA. NCBI's taxonomy places the organism in Eukaryota, Fungi, Ascomycota, Dothideomycetes, Pleosporales, Periconiaceae. The record is from the annotation of a GenBank genome assembly.